UUGGGCGAUGACGACCGACCCCACCGACAGUUGGGCGACGACGACCGAUCCCACCGACAGUUCGACGACGACGACCGACCCCACCGACAGUUCCAACAUCUUUCCGGUGCGCAUCGUCACCGCAAGCGUCGAACAUUUUUCGAUGGUGACUACCGGCUUGUGGUGAGUCGGUCUGGGGGGCUGGUGUCCUCCAAGUAG
Messenger RNA from Gregarina niphandrodes, 198 nucleotides. RefSeq lists its product as hypothetical. The annotation marks the transcript as partial. The transcript has a single exon. NCBI's taxonomy places the organism in Eukaryota, Apicomplexa, Conoidasida, Eugregarinorida, Gregarinidae. The record is from RefSeq and is a predicted model, not a curated record.